Molecule: messenger RNA, 1653 nt
Organism: Arachis stenosperma
Lineage: Eukaryota; Viridiplantae; Streptophyta; Magnoliopsida; Fabales; Fabaceae
Exons: 1
Coding region: 274-1215 (313 amino acids)
Molecular function (GO): protein binding
Source: RefSeq, a predicted model, not a curated record
AGCGCACAACCAACUUUUAUCACUUCAUUUGCUCUCCCCACUUCCCACUCUGCUCCGCCUCAACCUUCAACCCUCUCAUCUUCUUCACCAUCCAUCUCUCUCUCUCUCUCUCUCUCAUCCACCAAUUAAGUACCUUUUCACACUUUCUUUCCCUUCACUGCUCCAAUCAACCACAGAAAAGUUUUUCUUUUCUUUUUAAGAAAAUAAAGACAAAAACAGAGUAACCUACUCCCCAUUUCUGAUUUGUAUUAUUCUCACUCUGUUCCACACCCAAUGGCAGAGAUUCAGCCGCCGGAGGCUCAGAUUAAUGGCGGCGCCGGAACCCUAAUUUUGAAUUCCUGCGAGCCUCUCGCCUCCAAGCGCCAGAGGAGGCCCAGUGUUCGAUUGGGCGACAUCGGCGGCGACCACCACUAUGAAUCCCACCACCGCCGCGCCAGCACCACCAAGCAAUGGAAGCUCCCCUCCUUCGACCACCACCGCAAGGACCACCCAACCGCCUCCGCCGCCUCUUCAGGUAAACCCUCUAAGACCCGACCUUUAACCAAUUUGAGCACUUCCUCUGCUGCCGCCGGAGAGUUCGACGAAACCCUAGAGGGCGACGACAGGGAAGGGAACCAUAAUAACAUCGAUGGUGUCGCAAUUGGUAGCUGGAAAGUGAAGGAAUCCAAGAAAAGGGGUUCCAAGAGGGUCAGAUCGAAUUGGAUUCCAAGAAUAGACGAAGGUGGCGGUGGCGCUGGCACCGGAGGUGAGGAGGAAGAGAAGUACAGUGGGGGCGACGAGGGGGAUGAUGGGUGUCGGGAAUUUGAUUUUGAAAAUUCUGAAAGCCCUACGAAGGAUCAGAGCCCUGUGAAUUCAAUGGAGAAUUUUGGGGUUGAUGGGAACAGGAGGUCCUUCAAGGGUAGGGAUCACCAUAAUAAUCAAGAUGGAAUUGAGUUAUCUGGGCCCUCAGAUACUAAUGGAAGGGAUUGGAGAGGGGCUAGUUUUGAUAGGAAUGGGAAUGGUGGGAGGGCGAGGUUUGGUGAAGAUGGUGUUAGGGUUUGGCUUAAUGGGUUAGGAUUGGGUCGUUAUGCACCUGUGUUUGAAGUUCAUGAGGUCGAUGAUGAGGUUCUUCCAAUGUUGACACUUGAGGAUCUCAAAGACAUGGGGAUUAGUGCUGUUGGCUCAAGAAGGAAAAUGUACUGUGCAAUUCAGAAGCUUGGAAAAGGAUUCUCCUGAGAUCGAACAUUUUUUUUGGGGGGGGGGGGGGGGGGGUGUUAGUGCUCAGUUUGAGAAUUCUGAUUCUCAUUCAUAGCAAAAUUAGCUUUCUUUUUUUUUUCUGUUUUUUUUAGGCAUGGAACCAUUUAGGUCCCUCACAUGUUUUUAUUUGAGAAACAUCCUUUUUGUUUUUUAGUCCAAGUACAUAUAUGAUAUAACACUGCUACGAAUUUUGUUGCUGUAAAAUUCAUUGAUGACUCGGGAAGAGUGAUAUUACGAGCAAAAAGAAACAUUCGUUUCAUGCAUAAUAAUACUGAAGGUUUCCUCUCUAAACAAAAGGGAAAUUUCGUAUAAUCUGUUUAGUUUUGACUUUUGUGUGGGUAUCAUAAUAUAAGGUGUGUUUGUUUUCUUUUGAAGAACUUUUCAUUCCACAAACACCGAAAUGCUAGGAAUAUUGAA